This is a messenger RNA of Daucus carota subsp. sativus, 1365 nucleotides long. RefSeq lists its product as uncharacterized. The coding region runs from base 204 to 881 and encodes 225 amino acids. The record is from RefSeq and is a predicted model, not a curated record. The transcript has 5 exons. NCBI's taxonomy places the organism in Eukaryota, Viridiplantae, Streptophyta, Magnoliopsida, Apiales, Apiaceae.
AUUUGUGUGUGUGUUCCAUAUAAAUGUGAGCUCACACACGCAAAGUCACACAAUACCCUCCUCCUCCCCUUUCUCUCUUUCUCUUUCUCCGCCACCUCUCUCUCCAAUUCUCUCUCUCUCUCUCAUCUACAGAGACUUGUUUCUCUCCUCUGUAUUUAUCCAUACAUACAUAAAUCUAGUCCAGCAAUAAGACAGACAGAUAGAUGGGAGAUGACAAGUGGGCCGUCAAGGCCUUGAAAGACGACUCCAUUGUGGUGUCCUUGCUCUUACAAAUCAAACAACACCACAAUCCGUUUCCGUCGUCGUUGCGGUGGGGACACCGGCAGCUCCGGUCUAAGCAAACCCACACCUCCUCCGCCACCAGAUGCAGUCCGACCACGCCGCUCUCGUGGAGCGCCAGCGACACCUCCGCCCCCAGAUCUAAGGCUACUUGUGCUUAUGAAGCUGGAACAUCCACUAGUAAGAAAUCAAGAAAAAAGAAGACUUUUACUGAGCUUAGAGAGGAAGAAAGUUACUUGAUGAACGAAAGGGUGCAUUUGGAGAAAGAGUUGGCAUCAGUAAAUGUAACAUUGAACGAACAAAGAUACAGAGGAGAUAACUUGAAGAGAAUCAAGCUUGAUUUCCAUGUACCGUCUACAAGUGAAAUGCCUGCCAUACGAGAUGAACCAAUGCGCACAAUGUUCUUUCAGUAUCAACAAUCAAAGGCAUCUUCAGACAACCAGAAUAGUUUGAUCUUGCCGAGACAAGAGAUAGAUAAUUUUCCAGAUUUCUCCAGCUCCUGUAAACUACCCGAGGAGAACAAGAGCCGUGAGAGAUGCUUUAUUUUACCAGAUCUAAAUAUGGCGCCCGCUGAGGACCCAGGUUGUGGUAGUUUAUUUUGAGAAGCAUAACCUUUAUAUAGUAGAGAAGUGUCUUGGUCCAAUAAAAGGUGAAGUGUUAAAGCCGAUUCUGAAACACAUACGUAUUGGCCAAAGAACUAUAUGUUUAUUAGAAUCUCAGUUUCAAAAUUGGAGAUUGAUUUCUAAAGCAUUACGAAUCACUAGUUCUGAAUUUUAAAUGGACUAAAUUGAAAGUUAUAUCUCUAUAAUGAAACAGAGGUAGCUCACCGUGUUAGUCUACCUUUGAUCCAGGGUUAUAUAUCAUUGUCAUAAUCUACUGGAUUUUUGAAGACGAUGGUUAAUACGGGAUAGCAUAUAGACAUCACGGUGGUUAGAAAUGUGAAGUUUUCUAGGUAUUGUUUUCCCCUGUACUGUAGUUACUUGGUAUUUCUCAAUGCCUUGAUUAUGUUAAGAACCUUGAGAUCUAUCUUUCCAAUUUUGGCAAUAUGCUAGUAUUAGUGUAUACUUAGUUACUUGCUGCCCUAUA